This is a messenger RNA of Lodderomyces beijingensis, 1893 nucleotides long. NCBI's taxonomy places the organism in Eukaryota, Fungi, Ascomycota, Pichiomycetes, Serinales, Debaryomycetaceae. The record is from the annotation of a GenBank genome assembly.
AUGAUACGAAAUUACCUCGAUUUGCCCGAAAUAUGCAGCCAAAUCUACUUCAACCAGUACACGAUUCUUUUGAUACUUGUCUUGGUGAAACUUUGCACACUACGAAACUCAUUGAUAAAUGCAAUUUCGAAGCGGUUGGUCGACGACUCGGUGUGCGAUGAUGAUAACAUCCAGUCAGUGCUCAAUGGAAUACACGAUGUUGUCCUCAAAAACAUCGACAAACUCCAGUACACGGGCUUGGCGUUUAUUGUCCUCAUCGUCAAAACGAUUAGAGAAUUGGUCAUCUUUUUCAUUGACUUGUUUUUGGGCACUUAUAUCUGCCUUCUCACCGCGGCAGUUACUGGAACAACAGAAUUUGCAUUUGACGCGAGUGAGUCCGUGAUCCAAGCCGUCAACGUUACCGUGGUGGCCACAGUUGACGAAAUUGAGACGAGUCUCCAAGGAUUAUCGAAAUUCUUGAACGACUUGGUCACGGGGUUCAACGCGAUUAAAAACCUCUUUACCGGGUCCGCAUCCACGGCACAAGCCCAAGAAUACCAAAACAAAAUCAACAUCUCCUUGGGCAAUUUAAAGGACAAGAUAGCGAUACCGGGCUCCGUAUUGGACGAUAUCCAAAGCGCGAGAAAUGUCAGCUUGGGCGAGCUAGACAAGAUCAAUAACGAGACGCAGGAAUUGCUCGAGACACCGUUCAAUCUCAUCAUUCAAAAACUCGAUGGCAUCAAGUUGGACAAUAAUACGAGCAAUUCUAGCAUUCUGCCGAUGCAGGUGAAAAAUGCCUGUUUGGACUCUGUGGGCGCAGUAAAAGACUCACAGGCUGUUUUAGUGAAAGCAGUAGAGGAAGUCAGCAAAUGGCUUCUCAUUGCCUUGGCCGUGAUCAUUGUGGGCUCACUCGCGUAUGCGUUGUAUGUCGAAAUGAGACACUGGAAAAGGUCCACGAAAUUCAUCCUUGAAGAAGAUGUAUCCGUCAAUGAGAUUGGGUUUCGCAACCAGAAAAAUAUAUACGAUAACCCGGCACUUUACACGUUGAUCAAGAGGUUCAAAAUCCGGCUUAAUGACCGCCUUAUUUGGAUGAUUAGCUACAUGUCGAGCCCCUUGGCGAGCGUCGUGCUCGCGUUUGCAAUCAUGGGGUUCAUCUCGGUUAUCUUGCAACUAUUGUUGGUUCAUUUUGUUCGGCAAGCACUAGGGCACGAGAUGACCAAGUUGGAAAACAGCAAUACCACCUCGAACUUGGGCGCGACUUAUAUUCGCUCUAUGAAUACCUAUAUCAAUCAGACUCAAAUCAGAUUGAACAAUGAGUUAUUUGGCGAAGUUACCGCCACAGCUGCAAGAAUCAAUAGCACAAUCGCCGAGUUUGUCGAUAACUUGGACAAUGCCGUGCACGAGAUCUUUGGCAACACCAUCUUUACCCAGGUCAUCAACACGGUAGUCUACUGCACCAUUGGCCGCAAGCUAGAGAAAAUCGAACAGGGUUGCGCAUGGCUAGCUGAGAAUUUACAAGUGCAAAUCCCCGCUAUGCCCGAGAGUUUAUCGCGCGAUAUCCAGAAUAUCAAGUUUUUGCAACCGCAAAACAUCAUGCUGAAGUUGAACCCCGUUUUGGAUCUUUAUCUCAGUUCAAUCAAUUUGGAACUAUUUAUAAGUUUCUGCUUUCUCGUGGCGUGGUUGUUGCAGUUUAUCGUGGCGUUGCUCAUCUUGUAUUUCCGACAGGGCUUCUCCAGCAAUGCGAUGGCCAUUGCGCCGCCGCCCCCAAUCACCACUGACCAGAUUGGCGCUCCUCGCCCGUUGACGGCCAAGGAGAAGGAACUUUACCUGUACCCGUUAUCCGAUCCCCACGUGCAACGCAACCCAACGACGUCGUCCAGUUUUUACCCUCUGCCGCCCCAAAGCUGGACAUAA